Molecule: messenger RNA, 1455 nt
Organism: Penicillium vulpinum
Lineage: Eukaryota; Fungi; Ascomycota; Eurotiomycetes; Eurotiales; Aspergillaceae
Product: putative hydrolase, alpha/beta fold family
Exons: 6
Coding region: 1-1455 (484 amino acids)
Biological process (GO): medium-chain fatty acid biosynthetic process; medium-chain fatty acid catabolic process
Molecular function (GO): monoacylglycerol lipase activity; acetylesterase activity
Source: RefSeq, a predicted model, not a curated record
AUGCUCGACCUCAUCUCAACGCUAAAUACAAUCCCCCUAUCAGUCCUAUUAUCGGGGCUGAUUGCUAUGGGUUUGAUUUCAUGGCUUCGCCCUAAGGGCCGCAUAGCUUUCCAUCAUGCCAAAGACAAUAAGUUGACAUUGACCAAAGUUUCCGGCGCUGGGGGCGUUAAAGAACAAACCACGUUCGUGGAUAUCUGUCGGUCUGCAACACCAGAAACAUGCAACUUAAAUCCUUUAUUGUUCAAUGGGCACCUACAGACAUGCUGGACUACUAUGAAACACGACAAUGUUCCCAUUUACUACAAACGUAAAAUGUUCGAGUCGGAUAGCCCUGCAUUCACAGGUCAUUAUGCCAUGGAUUUCGUGGUUGCACCGUACGAUGUUCCUGAAGACCCGGAACUUAUUGAUCAAGCGAGAAAGUAUACCCAAAAGUCUGGUCUGCCGCCACGCACAUCGUUUUUCACUCAGGAUGAAUUUGCGGUGUUGCCCUCAGACGACACCAAGCCCAUGCUUGUACUUCUUCACGGUCUGAGUGGUGGCUCCCAUGAAGUAUACUUGCGGGAAGUUCUAGCACCGCUCGUGAAAGAUGGUGCGUGGGAAGCAUGUGUUGUCAACUCGAGAGGAUGUGCGCAGACAAACAUCAGUACCGGCGUUCUCUACAACGCUCGAGCCACCUGGGAUGUUCGCCAGUCUGUGAAGUGGCUGAAGGCGCAGUUCCCCAACCGCCCUCUGUUUGGAAUUGGAUUCUCACUCGGUGCCAACAUUCUCACUAAUUAUUUGGGAGAGGAAGGUGAUGCCUGCCAAUUGAAGGCAGCUGUGAUUUGUGCGAGCCCGUGGAACUUGGAUGUUAGCUCUAUGACAUUGCAAAGCACCUGGCUUGGCAAGGAGGUAUACAGCAAAACCAUGGGCACGAGUAUGAAGAAGCUCUUUGAGGCACAUGUUGACCAAGUCUCCAAAAAUCCUCGCAUCGACGUCGAUGCGAUAAGAAGCAUUACUUACCUUCAUGAGUUCGACCGAGCCCUGCAAUGUCCAACGUGGGGCUACCCCACCGAGGGAGCGUAUUACCGUGAUGCCACAUCCACCGAUUCCAUGCUUGCCAUUAGGAUUCCUUUCUUUAGCAUUCAAGCAGAGGAUGAUCCUAUUGCUUGCCGAGAGGCUCUGCCCUACCAGGAAAUGACCCAAACACCAUAUGGAGUCAUGUUGACUACAUCAUGGGGUGGCCAUCUAGGCUGGUUUGAGCUUGGAGGAUCCAGAUGGUUUGUCAAGCCGGUGACAAACUUCUUGAACAAAAUGGCAAGUGAAAUUGACACUAGUAUUCCUGGUGUUGUCGAACACCCCGAAAGACUCCCCGGAAAUAUUGCCAGCCACGGUGGUGCCAACAAAGAACCCGACAUGGCACCUAAGCCUGACUUCGUCUCAAUGCGACGCAAACUCGCACUACCUUUGGGGCUGUAA